AUGGGUGUGCCUGUGUCUAGUAGCAUAGAACUCUUUGAGCGCCUGUCUACGCAAUACAGUGGAGCUUGUAUCCUACUCAAGCCUACAGAGAGAGCGCGAGAAAAGAUCGUGUCCGAAGGAUAUAAAUCAUGUACACAGCUCAUUAAUACGGCGCUGAAAGGAAAUAACGGGGUUAAUAUUAGCGUCAAACUUGAAUUUGAGGAAGAACAAGAUGUGCACGAAGAUAAAGAUUUUGAUACUUUACUGCUCAAUGCUGUAACAGAUAACGCGCCGGAGUUCGAUACAGAUGAAAUACACUUCGUAGGGUACACUCCGUGGUUCUCGGAGUGGGCUGUGACCCUUGCAAAGAUCGUGCGUUGUUCGCGGCAUAAAACCCUGGGCAUCCCCUCGGAUGCAAAUGGUAUAACGGUGUUAUGUACACCAGAUGACAACGUAGAUGAAGUCGCCAAACUGUUGGGUGAAAUCGAAUCGACAAAAUUCCGUUCAAUGGUCGUCAUGGGAAAAGAUGAAUCAGGGGAGUUGAUCGAAUGGUUUAAAACUGUCUACAAAGAAGGACUAAUUUUGCAUACAGUGAACAUCGAUAGAGGAAUAUCGGAACACAGUGGAACAACAAAAGAGCUUGCCACAGUUCUUAGGAAGUUGGUAGACGAUUGCGUUGCCCAUAAAAAGGCUGCUUGUGCCGCAAAAGGUAAAGAGGAUGUCCCACAGGUAUCUUCGAAAACGGCGAAAGCGAAACUUUCAAAUGCAGAUACAACAGUGAUUAAGUCAAUUUUAGUAGCAAUGAACGAUGAAUUGGACGCAGGUGCACAUUUAGGUUAUAUAGAUGAUGUAUGCCGUGGGAUGGAACAUGAAAUUCAAGGUGUCGCGUUUGUAUACAGCGCUUUAUCGCAUAUAAAGGCCGUCAAUGAGGUUUCUAACUCCCAAACAGAAAAGGAAAAUGGCAGCAAGGUGGAUCCCAUACUAGCUACCGAAAAGGCUAUUGCCGAUUUGGAAAGAGCCAUCAAUAUCUUCAUGAAAUUUGAAGCGAAAAAGGAUGCCUUAUUCGCAUCGGUUCUAAUGGCAACAAUAGGAGGUGAAGCAGAGACUAGGAAGUUGGGGAUCAUCAGUGCUACCAUGGAACUCAAAAGCAAGGCGGAUUUCGUUAGGGCGGCGCUGUCACUGGAACUAUGCACUUUCGCCACAGAUAAGUCUCGAAAGAAGAGCUUCAAUCUGGUAAUGGCCGGACACCUAUAUAUACAGGCGGGAUUAAUAAAUCUCACGAAAAGGUGCUACAUGCUAGCCGUUCCCGUAUACAAGGAUAGAGGUUGGAACAUGGCUUCCGAUUUCCUGUACGGUACACUUGGUAGAUACGACCCUUUGUAUUGUAUAGACGCUCUAAAUGGUCUAGCAGAUCAAUUCGAGAUCUUGAAUUGUCAUAAGUACAUGAAGAACUAUGAUGAUAAUUUCCUAAAAUCACCCUGGUAUAUAGGUGACCGAGAAAUGAUACACCUCAGAAGAUUCAUGAAGAUGUCGGUUCUAGAUUGUGAAUCACAACGUAUCAAAAAGGAAAAUGCAACGGCAACAAUAUGUGCUGCGUAUGGACCUUACCCGGCUAUAGUAUAUGGUAAAAUGGACACCCCGCCACUCAACGGUGAUGUACCCUAUCUGGUACGUGUGCCGUUUGUAUUUUUACGUAACAAGGAAGGGGUACCUGGGAAUAAUUGUGAACUUCUAUGGACCGAUCAAAUGUGCGCUUUGGGACAAGGAAAUGACAAGCUGUUCAACAACUCAGUAGAUAGUUUUGAACUCCAAGAAGCAGCUUUCAGUAGGAGAGUCAAACAUUUGGCUGAAAUGGAUGCGGCGUGGAGACCAUGUUACGAUUUUAUCAGUGAUUACGGAAAUAUAUCAUAUAGGGUAGACCCGGAGUCAGGUUACACUCUACCGAAACAAGCCACAAAACCAGCUACCAACUGCCCAUUGGGUAAAUCUACAGUGAUCAAACUGGACCUCGUAAAUCCACUGCAUAUCGGAAUCCACUGUGAUGAGUUUCACGUACUCAUAAAGGAUGAUAAAGAAAGCUGGUGGCAAAAGUCAACUGUUAUCGUCAUAGGAAAUGAAAAAAAUGACAAUUUCGUAUAUCUAUCAGAAGGGGAACGACGAAUUGUGUAUCUGAAAUUUACUGUUAUGAAACCAGGACUAUUCCAUAUUUGCGGAUUGGCGUGGAAAUUGUUUGGAUGUGUUUCGUGCUGGGUACCACUGUACCUUUGUGGCCCAAGAAAAACGAAAGGUGCGCCACUAUAUCAAAACAAAAACCAAUCGCUUGACUUUUAUGCCGACUCCCGUGAAGUCAACAGUGGGUUGUCGCUAUCUAUUCGAGACACGCACCCGGAGAUUGAAAUUGCUUUGUCCAAAGUAACAAAGCUUCCAUUCAGUGCAAUUCCGUUGGAUAAAAAUAGCGAACUCUUCCAGAAGGUGCAACGUUACAUAGGGAUUUCCGAGUCAGAGGAUAUGUACAAUUUCGACGAAGGAGGAAACCUUUCUAUGGAUGAGGCCAUAGAUGGGGAAUUUGUAAUCACCAAGUUAUUAAUCAAGAACACAGGGACGGAACCGAUAGAAAAGCUAAUACUGAAUGUAAAAACAAGCGGGGAAUGUCAUCUAGCCAAUUGUCCAAUCGCAUAUAUCUCUACGGCAAACAAUGUUAGCGUAUUUUGGGAAGACGCAGCCAAAUGUAACCUGGGUUCAGUUACUGGGAACAAAUCACACGAAGUAACUCUUCGCAACGAUGCAGGUACAUUGAUAUUACCAAACGAUGUUAUGUCAAUUUUCAUGUUGAUGGUGCCACGCGCAACUGAUGGAGCUAAUGUGCUUUGUAUACAAGGGAAAUUACAAACAUCAGCAAAGUGUUACAACUCCGAUGGGAACGUUGCCUUUUGGAGAUUCUAUACAAUCGGUGAUGGAUUGGAUCUAUCGUACGAUUAUGACCACUCUGUACGUGACAUGGUGAAAUGUAGCGUAGUCAACAAAUCUAAGAAUGACAUAAAAUCGUUAUGUUUUUACGACAAUUCUGGCUCAUUGAUAAAGAAACAUAUCAAUAACCAGCUAGCUUCGCGAAAUACAACAACGGAAGUGAGAAAAACAUCUUCUUUUUUGUCAGUUUUGCCGUUUAAUCCAAACCAAUCAACGUUGACUUUACGGUGGGAACGCGGAAACGCUGUGGGUUUGGUAACUUCAAACGUUCAUGUCGACUCCAAAGCGCGUGUAUUGGUGAGGAUAACUUCUGAUGUCUCUAACAUCAGGUAUGAUGGAGCGCCAAUACUCAUUCAUCUACAUGUGAUCCUUGAAAAUCCCACAGAAGAAACAAUACCCUCAUUAAGGGUGGAAGCUAUUCGAAAUAAAUUGGCAGAUGACAUACAUACUUGGUUUUAUGUCGGGGUAUUGACGGUAGAUGUCCCGCACAUACUACCUAAAUCCACCGUAAGAAUCGGAUUCGAUGUUCUUAUACCUCUGCCAGGUAAAUACUUCUUUACCUAUGACAACAUCAACAUUACACAUACCCAUCCGGUAUCGAUAACCCCUUGUGAGCAACUCAUGGUUGCCGUAGAGUAA
Babesia sp. Xinjiang is the source of this 3585-nucleotide messenger RNA. RefSeq lists its product as uncharacterized. Gene Ontology annotation, cellular component: TRAPPIII protein complex; phagophore assembly site; cytoplasmic vesicle. Lineage: Eukaryota; Apicomplexa; Aconoidasida; Piroplasmida; Babesiidae. Gene Ontology annotation, biological process: protein localization to phagophore assembly site; endoplasmic reticulum to Golgi vesicle-mediated transport. Bases 1 to 3585 code for a protein of 1194 amino acids. The transcript has a single exon. The record is from RefSeq and is a predicted model, not a curated record.